GCUAUAGCAACAGCUCUCUCACACACACACACACACAAAAAAAACGGGAUUUGACAACAUGGCGAACUUUUUCUGGGAAAAGCGUAUUUUUGGACAGUGAGAAACUUGUCAAACUCCUUGGGAUAACAGUUUACACCAAACUCCCUAACUCGCCCCACGGUUAAAACAGGCGGCGUAAGAAUCGGACAGACUGUGCCGAAGGUGGUUUUCUUUUCUUUUUUUUUCCGCUGUGAAGAAUGUAACAUAGAAUGAAAGUUGCCCGUUGGAAUAGCUGGAUAUUAAAGCACGAGAAAGCAGGAUGGAGAAGCAAGCAGCGAGACGAGAGAAGUUUUCGGUCUUCGGAGCCCGCGGGCUGGGUGUGAGGAGCAGCGCGGGCCCCAGCCUCAGCAAAGCCGAGUUCAUCGAGAAAGUGCGCCAGAGCAACCAGGCCUGCCAGCGGGGCGACUUCCAGCUGGCCAUCCGCCUCUACACUGAGGCCCUGGAGGCCGACCCCCAGAACUGCAUCCUCUACAGCAACCGCUCCGCUGCCUACAUGAAGGUGCAGGAGUACCACACCGCCCUGGACGACGCCAUCAAAGCCAGGCUGCUCAACCCCAAAUGGCCCAAGGCAUACUUCCGACAGGGCGUUGCCCUCCAGUAUCUUGGGCGGCAUGCAGACGCUCUGGCAGCGUUCGCCUCAGGCCUGGCUCAGGAUCCCAAGAGUCUGCAGCUGCUGGUUGGCAUGGUGGAGGCCGCCAUGAAGUCUCCUUUACGAGAAUCGCUGGAGCCCACCUAUCAGCAGCUGCAGAAGAUGAAGCUGGACAAGAGUCCGUUUGUGGUGGUGUCUGUGAUUGGCCAGGAGCUGCUGACAGCCGGCCACCACGGCGCAUCUGUGGUUGUGCUGGAGGCCGCCCUGAAGAUCGGCACGUGCAGCCUGAAGCUCAGGGGGUCCGUCUUCUCUGCCCUCAGCAGUGCAUACUGGUCCCUGGGCAACACAGAGAAGAGCACUGGCUACAUGCAGCAGGACCUAGAAGUAGCAAAGACUUUAGGUGACCAAACCGGUGAAUGUCGAGCCCAUGGCAACCUGGGAUCGGCAUUCUUCUCCAAAGGCAACUACCGCGAGGCCCUGACCAACCAUCGGCACCAGCUGGUCCUGGCUAUGAAGCUGAAGGACAGAGAGGCAGCCUCUUCAGCACUCAGCAGCCUGGGCCACGUGUACACAGCCAUUGGGGACUACCCCAACGCCCUGGCCAGCCACAAGCAGUGCGUCCUGCUGGCCAAGCAGUCCAAAGACCAGCUUUCGGAGGCACGGGAGCUGGGCAACAUGGGCGCCGUCUACAUUGCCAUGGGUGACUUCGACAACGCUGUGCAGUGCCACGAGCAGCACCUGGGCAUUGCCAAAGCCCUGGGCAACAAGCGGGAGGAGGCCCGGGCCUACAGCAACCUGGGAAGCGCCUACCACUAUCGCCGCAACUUUGACAAGGCCAUGUCCUACCACACUCACGUGCUGGAGCUGGCGCAGGAGCUGGCAGAGCGGCCCAUCGAGAUGCGGGCCUAUGCGGGCCUGGGCCACGCGGCUCGCUGCAUGCAGGACCUGGAGCGAGCCAAGCAGUAUCAUGAGCAGCAACUGGCCAUCGCAGAGGGGCUGAAGGACAGGGCAGCUGAGGGCCGAGCGUCUUCCAACCUGGGUAUAAUUCACCAGAUGAAAGGAGAUUAUGAGACUGCACUGAAACUCCACAAAACUCAUCUCUCCAUUGCUCAGGAGCUCAGCGACUACGCUGCCCAAGGUCGGGCGUAUGGCAACAUGGGGAACGCCUACAAUGCCCUGGGUAUGUUUGACCAAGCCGUCAAGUACCACCGCCAGGAGCUGCAGAUAUCCAUGGAGGUGAAUGACCGCGCGUCACAAGCCUCCACCCAUGGGAACCUGGCUGUGGCGUACCAGGCCCUGGGAGCCCACGACCGCGCCUUACAGCACUACCAAAACCACCUCAACAUUGCGCGUGAGCUGCGUGACAUUCAGAGCGAGGCCCGAGCCCUCAGCAACCUGGGCAACUUCCACUGCUCCCGAGGGGAGUUCCCUCAGGCUGUGCCCUACUAUGAGCAGUACCUGCGGCUCUCUCCCGAGCUCCAGGACAUGGAGAGUGAGGGCAAGGUCUGCCACAACCUGGGAUAUGCCCACUACUGCCUGGGCAACUUCCAGGAGGCGGUGAAGUAUUACGAGCAGGACCUGGCCUUGGCCAAGGACCUCCAUGAUAAACUGAGCCAGGCCAAGGCCUACUGCAAUCUGGGCCUGGCGUUCAAGGCCCUGGGAAACUACGGUAAGGCAGAGGAGUGCCAGAAAUACCUCCUGUCUCUGGCUCAGUCCCUCAAUAACUCACAGGCUCGUUUCCGGGCGCUGGGCAACCUUGGCGACAUCUUUGUGUGUAAGAAGGACGUGAAUGGGGCUAUCAAGUUCUACGAGCAGCAGCUGUCGCUAGCCCACCAGGUAAAGGAACGCAAGCUGGAAGCCAGCGCCUAUGCUGCACUGGGAGCCGCCUACAGGAUGAUACAGAAAUACGACAAAGCCUUGGGCUACCACACCCAAGAGCUGGAGGUUUAUCAGGAACUGAGUGACAUCCAGGGAGAGUGCAAAGCCCAUGGGCACUUGGCAGCUGUCUACAUGGCCCUAGGCAAAUACACCAUGGCCUUCAAGUGCUAUGAGGAACAGCUGGACCUGGGGCAGAAGCUGAAGGACCCCAGCAUCGAGGCCCAGGUGUAUGGCAACAUGGGCAUCACAAAGAUGAACAUGAACGUGAUGGAGGAAGCCAUCGGCUACUUUGAGCAGCAGUUGGCCAUGCUACAGCAACUGAGUGGCAAUGAGGCAGUGCUGGACCGAGGCAGAGGAUAUGGUAAUCUAGGAGACUGCUAUGAGGCGCUGGGCGACUAUGAAGAAGCCAUUAAAUACUAUGAACAAUACCUGUCUGUAGCUCAGAGCUUGAACCGGAUGCAAGACCAGGAAAAGGCUUACAGAGGCUUGGGAAAUGGUCACAGGGCUAUGGGCAACCUGCAGCAGGCUCUGGUGUGCUUUGAGAGUUUGAGACUGGCCGAACAGUUGGGCCGAAGAGAAGAUGAAGCCAAAAUCCGCCACCGUCUUGGUCUGUCUCUGUGGGCUAGUGGCAAUCUGGAGGAGGCCCAACACCAGCUUUAUCGUGCAUCAGCAUUAUUUGAGACGAUUCGCCACGAGGCCCAGCACAGCACAGACUACAAGCUGUCGCUCUUCGAUCUGCAGACCUCCUCCUAUCAAGCUUUGCAGCGGGUCCUGGUUAGCCUUGGUCACCACGACGAGGCUCUGGCAGUGGCCGAGAGGGGACGGACGCGGGCGUUUGCCGACCUGCUGGUGGAGCGGCAGACUGGGCAGCAGGACUCUGACCCCUACACCCCCGUCACCAUCGACCAGAUCCUGGAGAUGGUCAACAGCCAGAGAGGCCUGGUGCUGUACUACUCGCUGGCUGCUGGGUACCUCUACAGCUGGCUCUUGGCACCUGGGGCAGGGAUCCUGAAGUUCCAUGAGGUGUACCUGGGGGACGGGCUGGUCGAAGGUGGCACAGAUUUCCAUGAGACGAGCAGUAUCAGCCUGCAGAGUGCCAACAGCUCCACACUUGAGCAGCACAUUGCCAAUGUCCGUGAGGCGCUGGGCGUGGACUCCUACUACACCAGGGCCUGUUCCAGCAGUGAAACAGAGAGCGAAGCCGGUGACCUCCUGGACCAGCAGUUUGAGGAGCUCAACAACAAGCUCAACUCUGUCACCGACCCCACCGGCUUCCUGCGCAUGGUUAGCAGGAACAACCUCUUCAACAGGAGCUGUCAGAGCAUGACCAGCCUCUUCAGCAACACCAUGUCUCCAACCAAGGAGGGGACCUCUUCCCUGCCUCGCAGAGCCAGCUCCUUGGGCAAGCCCCCCCUCCGAGCCCUGUACGACCUCCUCAUCGCGCCCAUGGAGGGGGGAUUGAUGCACUCCAGUGGGCCGGUGGGCCGCCACAGACAGCUGAUCCUGGUGCUGGAGGGGGAGCUGUAUCUCAUCCCCUUCGCCCUGCUGAAGGGCAGCUCCUCCAACGAGUAUCUGUACGAGCGCUUCAGCCUCAUCGCUGUCCCCUCUAUCCAGGGCCUCAACCCUGCCGCCAAGGCUCACCCCAGGAAGGCCAUGCCAGCCUACUCCGGCUCCACCUCCAUGGCGGCGGUGGUUGGGAACCCGCGGCUGCCCUCCUCCGUGAUGGACCGCUGGCUGUGGGGGCCCAUGCCCUCUGCCGAGGAGGAGGCCUACAUGGUGUCCGAGCUGCUGGGCUGCCAACCGCUGGCGGGGGCGGCGGCCACCAAAGAGCGGGUGAUGAGCGCGCUGAGCCAGGCCGAGUGCGUGCACUUCGCCACGCACAUCUCCUGGAAGCUGGCCGCCCUGGUGCUCACCCCAAACGCCGAGGGGCCCCCCGGGGGCGGCAGCGGAGGCGGGAAGAGCUUCGGGAACAGCUACACCAUCCCGGAGUCGCUGCGCAUGCAGGACGACGCCAGCGACGUGGAGAGCAUCAGCGACAGCCCUCCCCUGCAGGAGUUCCUGCUCACCGCCGCCGACAUCCUGGACCUCCGGCUGCCCGUCAAGCUGGUGGUGCUCGGGUCCUACCAGGAGUCCAACAGCAAGGUGACCGCCGACGGGGUCAUCGGCCUGACCCGGGCCUUCCUGGCGGCGGGAGCCCACUGCGUCCUGGUGUCCCUGUGGCCCGUGCCCGUGGCCGCCUCCAAGAUGUUCGUCCACGCCUUCUACUCAGCCCUGCUCAACGGCAUGAAGGCCAGCGCCGCCCUGGCCGAGGCCAUGAAGACAGUGCAGAGCAGCAAGCAGUUCUCCCACCCCUCCAACUGGGCAGGGUUCAUGCUGAUAGGCAGCGAUGUGAAGCUGAACAGCCCCUCUUCCCUGAUUGGACAAGCCCUGACAGAGAUCCUGCAGCACCCUGAACGAGCCCGCGACGCGCUGAGAGUGCUGCUUCACCUGGUGGAGAAGUCUCUCCAGCGCAUCCAGAACGGCCAGCGCAACUCCAUGUACACCUCCCAGCAGAGCGUGGAGAACAAGGUGGGCGGCGUCCCGGGCUGGCAGGCCCUGCUCACCGCCGUGGGCUUCCGCCUGGACUCCGCGGGGACCGGCCUGCCCGCGGCCGUCUUCUUCCCCACCUCCGACCCCGGGGACCGCCUGCAGCAGUGCAGCACCACGCUCCAGUCCCUGCUAGGCUUGCCCCAUCCUGCCCUCCAGGCCCUGUGCAAGCUGAUCACAGCCUCCGAAACAGGAGAACAGCUCAUCAACCGGGCUGUUAAAAAUAUGGUGGGAAUGCUCCAUCAGGUCCUGGUGCAACUCCAGACGGGGGAAAAGGAGCAUGAUUUCUCUUCCACUCCAAUCCAAGUGUCCAUCAGCGUACAGCUCUGGAGGCUUCCUGGUUGCCAUGAGUUCCUGGCUGCUCUGGGCUUUGACCUCUGUGAGGUGGGACAGGAAGAAGUAGUUCUGAAGACGGGGAAGCAAGCCAACCGAAGAACCAUGCACUUUGCACUCCAAUCCCUGCUGGCACUCUUCGAUUCCACAGAGCUGCCGAAGCGCCUUAGUCUGGACAGCUCAUCUUCCCUGGAGUCCCUGGCCUCGGCCCAGUCUGUCUCUAACCCACUGCCCCUGGGUUACCCUAACCCACCCUUCUCCCCCCCCUGCCCAGACAGCCUGGCCUCCGAUGCCAUCUCCGUGUACAGCCUGAGCUCCAUCGCAUCCUCCAUGAGCUUUGUCUCCAAGUCUGAGAGCACAUCUGACUACAUGAGCCACAGGGCCCGGCAGGACCUGGAGCGCCACCGGGGCCUCUACCCUCACAAGGCCUCGGUGCCACGCAGCCGAUCCUCCCCGCAUGGUGGGGUGUCUGCUGGGAAAGACGACGAGGAGUACGAGGGGUUCUCCAUCAUCAGCAGUGAGCCACUGGCCGGGAACUCGGACUCAUUGCCCCUCCCACCAGGCCACAAGCCCAUGAGAGGCGGGGUGCGAAAUUCGGAGGCCUGCUACGGGGCGUCAGUGUCUUCUCGGGGCAGCAUUAGUACUCCCACUUCUCCCAUCAAAAUGACCCUUAUCCCCAGCCCAAAUUCCCCCUUCCAGAAGGUGAGCAAGGUCACUAGCUCAGACACAGGAGAGUCAGAUCAGUCCAGCACAGAAACAGAUAGCACCGUAAAGUCCCAGGAGGAAAAGACCACCAAACUGGACCCACAAGAACUCGCCCAGAAGAUCCUGGAGGAGACCCAGAGCCACCUUAUUGCAGUGGAGUGCUUGCAGAGGAGUGGCAGCCAAGCUAGCUCUGCCAGUGAACCUGCCGGAGGGGCCUCUACCCCCACUGGUGGCUCUGCCUUCAGAUCUUCCGAGACCAGCGCGUUCAGUCGCCCACACAGCGCUAGCCUCAAGAGCCAGUCAUCCCCCAUGACAGUGAGGCCUAAGCCUCCUUCCCGGACCUCCUCCCUGCAAAAGGUCAGCUCAGGAUACAACAGCCCGGCCACCUCUGAGACCUCUCUAAAAGACCAGCAGAGUGCCCACCCCUCACCCACUCUUGACACCCAUGGCUCCCUGGCCCAGUUCAAGCUGAAGUACCCCAGCUCCCCAUACAGUGGUCACAUAUCCAGGUCACCCAGCAACAUGUCCCCAAGCUCAGGUCACCAGUCUCCAGCUGGGAGCAACCCCUCGCCUGCCCUCUCGUACUCCUCCACCGGCUCAGCCCGCUCCAGCCCGGCUGAUGCCCCAGACCUGGACAGGCUGAAGCUGGCCGCCAUCGAUGAGAAAGUCCAGGCCAUCCACAACCUCAAGACAUUCUGGACUAACACGUCUCCGCACCCCCCGGGGCCGGUGAGAGCUCUGCGGGGGAACAUCGGCACCACCAAGAGGGAUGUCCUCAGCCUGCUCAACCUCUCGCCACGCCACGGCAAGGCGGAGAAAGGGGUCGACAACCUCGAACUCAAGGAGCUGGGCGUGCAGCAGGUGGAGCUGCAGGCCAGGAACCCCCCCAACGGGCACAAACGGCCCGAAACAAACAGGGUGGCCCCAUCUCCCUCUGCCUCCACUAGCAGCAGUCCAGGUGGGCGCCCCAUCAGACUGCCCUCUGGGAACGGCUACAAGUUCCUCUCCCCAGGGAGGUUCUUCCCAUCUUCUAAAUGCUGAGACCUUUUGAAUGAUCUCUGCUUCAUUUUGUUAUUCACUAUUGCUUUGGAACAGUUGCAAGUUUUAAACCAGAAGAUAAUGAGCUGAAAGGCUGCUUAAACGUGUGAAACUGGUCAUUAUUUUUUCAGAGCAAGACUAGCCUUGAAACAAGGGAGUCUGAAGUUUCUUGCAGACAGUUCACUGAACUUUUAGCAAUUUCCUAAGUGUGGAAGAAAACUAAGACAAUGACCAAGAAGACCUGAUGUGCUUUAGGGAGAUUUUGAACACCAAGCAGUAUUUCCUCAGAAACAUAGAUCAUUAGCUGUUUGUGUUAGCCAAGAUGACCCAGCUAUGACUGUACUGUUUUAUUUUAUUUUAUUAUUGUUUUGUAAAUUAAAUUCAGUGUUUCCCAAUCAGUAUUAAACGUUUUUAUAUUAUAAAAAGCAAACAAAACUGUAACAUGUAAAAAAAAGGAUUUCAUAUUUUUAUUGAAAUGGCAAAGGGCAUUUGGCCUGAUUUCUUUGUGAUUUGAGUGUCUAUAUUAAAGCAUGGAUUCUCUUGCUAUUAAAUGUUAAGUACCAUGUAUGACUUUUUAGCACACAAUUUUUGCAAACACAUGGACUGUCAUCCAAGAAAAAGACAUACGUCUCUCUCAGUCAUUUAUCAGUAAAAUGGUUUAAAUAAAACCCAGUUUGCUCUCUUA
This is a messenger RNA of Lepisosteus oculatus (spotted gar), 7853 nucleotides long. NCBI's taxonomy places the organism in Eukaryota, Metazoa, Chordata, Actinopteri, Semionotiformes, Lepisosteidae. The record is from RefSeq and is a predicted model, not a curated record.